CCUUGGUUAUCGCUUGCUCCCCGCAUAUCCACCCCAACCUCGACUCCUCCAAUUCCAAUAUCACAUCAUCAGCCAUGCAAUUAGGACUCUCCGAGAACCUGUCCGCGCUGGUCGCGCGACGGUUCACCGCUGCCAGAGAUGGCGGGCAUCUUAUAUUCUCGUCUACCCACUUGUCAAUAAUCACUACAGCAGGGAUCCCGUACCAACUCCGCUAUUGCCCUGCUCUUGCUAUGAAGCCUCAAGAUCUCAAGAAAUCCGUAUCUUCAGGCCCUAAACCUCCCAAAGUUGACCCCUUCGAGAACCCUUCCCCGGAUCUUCUCCUCGCAAGCUUCCCCCCACAAAAUCCGACCCACGCCCUCGUCCUGAACAAAUUCCCCGUGAUACCGAACCACUUCAUCCUAGCCACAAAGACCUGGAAAGCACAAACAGACCUCCUCGAAACCGCCGACCUCGAAGCAACGUACGAAUGCCUCCGCUCCUGGACCGACGGCUCUUCUACCACUUCGACUAAUGACAACCCCAACCGCCUCUUCGCCUUCUUCAAUUCCGGCGAAGACAGCGGCGCCAGCCAACCACACCGCCACCUCCAAUUCCUCCCUGUAGAGGCAAUGCACCAACCGGGCACCGAAUCGUGGACUCCCCUCAUUGACCUCCUCACAACACAACCGCACACGUCCCAAUCCUUCCAAUCCCACCCCUCCCUCCCAUUCACACACUUCGCCCUCCCCCUCCCGAAGAACCCAACCCCAGAAACCCUCCACGCCAUCUACAUCGCCCUUUACCGCGCCGCCCUCGGCGCAGUGCAGGGCCGAGAACAGCGCGACGGCCUCCCGUCCAUCACGACCCAUGGGCCUUCCGCUAUCAGUUAUAAUCUCGCGAUGACCCUCGAGACGAUGAUGAUUGCCCCGCGACGUGCGGAAACGGCUCGUGUACCGGUAGAUAUUGCCGCGGCGGGGGAUAUUGCGGACCCCGGGGUUGUUUCGUUGAAUGGGACUAUUCUUGCAGGGACGCUGAUGGUUAAGGCCGAGGGGGAGUGGGAUGUUUUGAAGGCCCAGCCGGAGGUUUUGGGGAGGUUGUUGAGGGAUGUUGGUAUACCUUGGACGGGGCAUGCGUCAUUGUAGGAAGAUUUAGAGUGGGGUAAGGGGGGAUUGUAUAUUGUAUGCGGGGGUGGGCAUUCAUGGUGUUUGUAUUAUUGAAGAAUUGAUUCUUGAUUGUAUUGUUUAUUGAAGACGUACAUAUGACGGGCUUUCAC
Penicillium brasilianum is the source of this 1252-nucleotide messenger RNA. Lineage: Eukaryota; Fungi; Ascomycota; Eurotiomycetes; Eurotiales; Aspergillaceae. The record is from the annotation of a GenBank genome assembly.